GCUCAACCAUAGUCUAAGCCGUCACCCAACAAACGUGUUAUAAUAUAAGCGUCAAUGUUCCCCCAAAAGGUCGCAUGUUUGCCCAGUAAACAGCUUGUCUGAAUGCUCUUCCACUAGCCUGUUACGUUGUGUGCUUGUUUGAUAGCCCGACUACUAAUGGUACACAGCCUUAAGGCCUACGCCCUAGUCUGUACUGGUUCGACCGGCUCACAACACAAGACACCACAACAUUUGAGGUUAAUCAACUGCCUCAUUAGUGAAUAAGGAUGUGGCUGCAGACAGGAACUCGGCAGAUUAGACUCGUCCAAGCUGCGUUUUGCUGCCGCUCGUUCGGGUCCAAACCUCGCGCGGAGGCGGCGGCACCGACACUGCAGGAGACGGCCGCGGACUGGAGCGGUCAGCCGCCGGCUCCUCUUCGGGGGAGACGGUUCCUGGUCGGCUCGGACAGCCCCGGCGUCCCGGAGGUCCUGUCGCCGCCCGGGGAGGGCUUCCCGCCCGUGUACGUCCCCGCGGACGGCGCGCGGUUCUCUCCCGAAGACUGGGCUGUCGCGGCCCGAGACGUCGUCAGGAGUGUCGUGGACGGAGGUGUCGGGGCGGCGCUGCUCCGCGGUCUGCCACUUCACACAGCCAAGGAUUUCUCAAGAUUUUUUAAUACUUCCGGUCUGAGGCCUAUGACGUAUGAGGGAGGAGCAGCGCUGAGAACCAACGUCACGGGUCACGUGGACACGGCGAGCAUAGAACAUCCUUCCAUCUCCAUGGAAACGCACAACGAGAUGGCGUACACACAUCCCUAUCCGGAGAAGAUUCUCUUCUUCUGCCUGGAGCCGGCAGAGCCUGGAUGCGGCGGAGAAAGUGUCAUGGCGGACGUGCGGCAGAUUCUCCGGAAACUCGAUCCGUCGGUCGUCGCCAAAUUCCGGAGUCUCGGCAUCCGGUAUCACCGUCACAUGCCGGAAAGUUCGGAAGCGUUUCACGGAUUCAACACGUGGAAAAGCAUUUUCCGCACGGACAGCAGGGAUGACGUAGAGCGGUACAUGACGUCACGCGGCAUGACGUGGCGCUGGGCUGAUGACGGGGCGCUCACCUGGUGGUACACCCGGCCGGCCAUGACGCUGUACAGAGGGGAAUGGCUAUGGUUCAACCAAGCUAACGUACUGAACGCAGACUACUUUACGUCACAUCCUGAGUACAGCAGCGACCGGCCCGCGCCUGCGCACUUGUCUCCCUUCCACACGUACUACGGGGACGGGUCAGACAUUGAACCGGAAGUACUACAGCACAUCCGGGACGUGACGUGGCAGGUUGCAGUCGGGUUCCAGAUGAAGAGAAGUGACGUGUUGGUUCUGAACAACAUGUACAUCCAACAUGGGCGCCUGGGCUACACGGGCAACAGGAAACUACUCGUGGCCUUGGCAAUGGAAAACGCAUAA
Molecule: messenger RNA, 1427 nt
Organism: Branchiostoma belcheri (Belcher's lancelet)
Lineage: Eukaryota; Metazoa; Chordata; Leptocardii; Amphioxiformes; Branchiostomatidae
Product: dapdiamide synthesis protein DdaC-like
Exons: 6
Coding region: 267-1427 (386 amino acids)
Molecular function (GO): oxidoreductase activity
Source: RefSeq, a predicted model, not a curated record